GCUAACAGCAGUCUGGGAAGCAGACAGUUCCUAUCCCUACACCUGGAGAAGUGGGCGAGAAUGAAAUUUCUUGAACCUGCAUGACCUGGAGUUGUGGGAGACGGCCAGCCAGGUAACUGCUGUGACCUUGAGCAGAGGCACAAAGCCAAACCAACCUCAAAAAUGCCCCAUCUCUCCACCUUUGGAUCUCCUGCUGGGAUCUCUGGCUAAACCCAGCAGGAAGUGCCAGCCCUUCCAAGUUCCUUGAAUCCCUCUGCCUCAGCGUCAUCAUCUGUGAAAUGGGGAGUGCUAGUAAUACCCAUCUCCUAAAGUGUGAUUAAGCGAGGUAAUGUGCUGAACGGCCCGGGGACACAGUGCUCAGGAAAGGUUUCCUUAUCUUACGGUUACUGUCAUUCCUAGGUCUGGCAGUACCCUGGGGAGACAGGUGUGCAGUGUUGCUCCCUUUAUGAUGCUUGUGCUCUCUUGUGAGGCACAGGCUGGAAUGUGAACGAAGCCAUCCCUCCUAGACUGGAGGGACCCCUCCUCAUUGCCGUUGACUCCCCGACAGUGAAGACUGUGUGCAGGUGGUCUGGGGCGGGGGGCUAGGCUGUGAGCUGGCUGAAAGUGGGGGCCAUAUGAACACGGCACCCUAGGGCACUGGUCCAUCUGCCCAGAAAUAUUUGUAUUUCUGUCCUCUGCUUGGCCUCUCUAUAACAGGGCCCAGUAAGAAGAAGCAGGCCCCCUCACCCCUCCUGUGUGGGGAACAGAGGCUCCAAAGGCACUUCAGUUGGGGUGCAAAUGUUGGUGGCCAGAGAAAGCCUGAGGUGGCUCUGUGAUCCCCGCUUGGCUCCAUCACUGGCCCACUGGGGAUCACUGGGCUAAUCCCUUCCCAUCUCUGGGCCUCAUCAGAACUCACCGUCAGAGUCUAGAGACUAGAUGUGUGGGUGUCUGUGGAAGCAGGGGGAGAGGCUCCAGGGACCAACGAGGGGGCCCAGGAAGAGGCCUCCCUGCCGCCCACACAGUAUGUCCGUAGUGGUCACAACAGCCCUGAGAGGUGAGUACCCGUGUCCUCCCCAUUGUACAGGGGAGAAGCGUAUCUACCGGGUGCCGGUGUUCACAGCAGCAUUCUGCCAGGCCCUGCUGGAGGAGCUGGAGCACUUCGAGCAGUCAGACCUGCCCAAGGGAAGACCCAACACCAUGAACAAUUAUGGGGUGCUGCUGCACGAGCUAGGCCUGGAUGAGCCGCUGGUGACGCCACUGCGGGAGCGCUUCCUGCAGCCGCUGAUGGCCCUGCUGUACCCAGACUGUGGGGGGGGCUGGCUCGACAGCCACCGGGCCUUCGUGGUCAAAUACGCCCCGGGCCAGGACCGGGAGCUCGGCUGCCACUAUGAUAACGCCGAGCUCACCCUCAACGUGGCCCUUGGCAAGGCCUUCACGGGGGGCGCCUUGUACUUUGGGGGCCUCUUCCAGGCACCGUCAGCCCUGACCAGACCCCUGGAGGUGGAGCACGUGGUGGGCCAGGGCAUCCUGCACCGGGGUGGCCAGCUGCACGGGGCCCGGCCACUGGGCAUGGGCGAGCGCUGGAACCUUGUCGUCUGGCUCCGGGCCUCUGCUGUGCGCAACCGCCUGUGCCCCAUGUGCUGCCGCAAACCCGACCUGGUGGACGACGAGGGCUUCGGCGACGGCUUCACCCGCGAGGAGCCCACCACCGUGGAUGUGUGCGCGCUGACUUGAGCGGGGCCGCGGUGGGGUAGCACGGCCAGCGAGGGCUCUGCCUCCUUGGGUUGGGCUGGACAAUAAUAAACUCCCUGCCUCCCUCAGGCCCUUCUUGGUUCGAAAGGA
This is a messenger RNA of Lutra lutra (Eurasian river otter), 1821 nucleotides long. It is a transcript of the gene OGFOD2, whose product is annotated as 2-oxoglutarate and iron dependent oxygenase domain containing 2. The transcript has 4 exons. Lineage: Eukaryota; Metazoa; Chordata; Mammalia; Carnivora; Mustelidae. The coding region runs from base 916 to 1713 and encodes 265 amino acids. Gene Ontology annotation, molecular function: oxidoreductase activity, acting on paired donors, with incorporation or reduction of molecular oxygen; L-ascorbic acid binding; iron ion binding. The record is from RefSeq and is a predicted model, not a curated record.